GUCGAUUUUUCCCACUGUGCAGUGUGCAGUGAACGAUUCCAGACAUGCAGAAGACCAAGACGACAUGAAUCAAAUUAUUCCUAUUCGAAGAAGAACUGAGGAUGCCAAAGUGGAAAAUGGAGCUGGAGAAAUUGGUGUUCCGAUACUUGUUCCGAUAUUUAUCAUGCCGAUGACACAGCUCCAAAUAGUUCGACUGAAGUGCGUGGUUAAAAGUGCAAAUAUUGAAAAGGAAGUGAAAUUUUGAAUUAGUGGAAGAGAAGUUUUUGAAAACACAAGCACAAAGUAGUGAAAUCGCACGGAUAUAGCAAACUGCUGCGCGUUAAUGCACGUCUCCUAAAAGCAGCACUUCCUAAGUGUUCACCAACAAUUACUCCUGAAACGGUUCUCGCUGUGCAACUCUUGAAACUCGUAAAUUGGUGCAUCACUUCCUGGUGUUAUCCUGUUUUCUCAUCGCUCAUCAUUGCAUCCUGUUCCUCACAUCCUCACACCCACACUGGAACUCAAGAAACCAGGAGAAGAACAGGAAACAGCGCGCCAAAGAGUGCUAGAGCGGACCAACCCAUUAAAAGCAUAACUCUCGAAACCUCGCCAGCCAUGAAGUCGGCAAUUCUGUACCCUUAUGGGCCACUUCGGGCUAAUGGAUGCUGUCGAAUGCUGCAUGCGAAACAUUUAGCACUGACGAGUGCCAUUUACACGCUGAAUAUCUCCAUCCUGGUGGUGCUGCUCUAUUCCUGGCGAAUCAGCGUCAACGUGAAAAAGUACAGCGACCUGGAGGACGUCUACUAUGGUGUCCAGAUUGCUUACUUUGCCAUCAUCGGAACGCAGUGCUCCAUGGUUCUGCUCAGCAUUGUGCUGAUAUUCGGCAUCUAUAAGGAGAACAUUGGACUCGUGGUACCGUGGAUAAUCGGAUUCAUCACCUUCAUGGCGCUGGAAGCCGUGGCAAUGGUGUACUCCAACGUGCUGCGGGACCAUGUGAACAGGCAAUUCGACUCCCUUUGCAAAGCAGAAGUGGCCUUUUUCGUAUCGCGAGCAUUCAUCAACGCCCUGGCGAUGUGGGCCGUGACCCGUUUCUACAACCUGCUGCGGGCGGGCGUCACCUGGAAGGGACCGGAAGUGAUCGAACUAUGACACAACUCGAACGACACGGAGAAAACGCUGGCGUCUCUCCGUGACGAAACCCACCUGAUUGUGCGCAUCCGUGACAGCGGCGAGAACGACUGCGGCAGCAACGGCGGCUCCACCGACGAGGACGACGACGACGCCAGUGGUGAUGGUAAUCGCAAUGGCGGCGGCGGCGACGACGGUGGGGAUGAUACCGAUGACAAUAUGAUUGAUGCCUCGGGUCGGGGGCGGGGGCGAUACAGCCGGAGUCGAUCGCGGCAGCAGUUAUUCCGAGAUGGGUACGCUUCCGACGACGGCGGCGAUAAGAGCGCCGGAAGUGGCAGCGAGGAGGACGACUCACUGCUGGUGGCGUACGAUAGCAACUCCGUGGCAUCCGUUUGACAAUAUCGAAAGCUGGUGCGGAUGAUGGCGGAGUUCCAGCGGCAGGCGGACAGUGCCGUGUUGUUGUUCUUAAUUAUAUUUUGUAUUGAAGUUUAUGCGCAGAUUUUUAUAUUUUUCUAGACGACGGUCAGAGUAGUGUACCUUUUCUCUAUAUUGUUAUAACUGUGGGAGAGCGAAGAUGUUGAAUCCUUUGUGUAACAGAAUGCGACAUAAUUUUCAAAAUUUUAUAAACGAAGAAAUAAGUGUAUUUCUGGAUCUACAAAAUUCAUAAUCCAGAUCAUGCCUCGGUCACAAUCAAGCUUCCGUUGCAACUUUUGAAAGUCAAAUAGAUU
Molecule: messenger RNA, 1835 nt
Organism: Aedes albopictus (Asian tiger mosquito)
Lineage: Eukaryota; Metazoa; Arthropoda; Insecta; Diptera; Culicidae
Exons: 6
Coding region: 595-1128 (177 amino acids)
Source: RefSeq, a predicted model, not a curated record